Molecule: messenger RNA, 1843 nt
Organism: Capsella rubella
Lineage: Eukaryota; Viridiplantae; Streptophyta; Magnoliopsida; Brassicales; Brassicaceae
Product: small GTPase LIP1
Exons: 7
Coding region: 540-1568 (342 amino acids)
Biological process (GO): intracellular protein transport
Cellular component (GO): endomembrane system
Molecular function (GO): GTPase activity; GTP binding
Source: RefSeq, a predicted model, not a curated record
AAUCAAAUCUCAACACUUGAAUAACAUUUCAGUAAAUUUCAAGGAAAGCCAUACGAAGACGAGGUCUGGAUCUCUGAUCUCUCCAUUUUACAUUCAUUCUCUCUACUUUCGCAUAUCUUCGUUUUCAGAUUCUUGAACGGCUUCGAAGGGAAAUUUGUAUUCCCAGAGUUAUUCGAGUGGGAGGAAGACGAACCCGAACCCUACUUGAUUGAUUUUUAUCUGUAAAAAAUUGAUCCGAAAUCUCGGUUGGAUCCGUAGAUCUGCUGCUUCUAUCGAUCGAGGUUUCUACACGAGGAAGGUGAAGAAUCUGCGCUUGUCGAUGUUUGAUUAGUUGCUUCGGUAAUGUCAUUGGGGAUUGAAUCAUAAAAAGUGUUCCAUUGUGAGAGGUUGCUAUGAGCGUUUGUGGAAGCUGUUUCUUCUCGUUUUGGAUUGGAAUUAUCGAGAGGACAUGAUUGAUCAGUGUUAGUUUUCUCAUUUGUUACCUAAUCUGGUCUGGCUAGUCUGUGAUUAAGCCCAAAAAAAAAAGAAAAGAAAAAGUAAUGAAGUUUUGGAGGGAACGUGAAAGGGAAAAUAAGGAGCAGAUCGUAGCUCCAUUGUGCGGGCAAGUUCGAGUAUUGGUUGUUGGUGACUCAGGUGUUGGAAAAACAUCACUUGUACACCUCAUCAACAAAGGUUCUUCUAUUGUUCGCCCAUCUCAAACAAUUGGAUGCACAGUUGGUGUCAAGCACUUAACCUACGGGAGUCCAUCUAGUUCGUCAAGUAGCAUUCAAGGUGACUCAGAGAGAGAUUUCUUUGUUGAACUCUGGGAUGUAUCAGGACAUGAGAGAUACAAAGAUUGCCGUUCAUUGUUCUAUUCACAAAUCAAUGGAGUUAUUUUUGUUCAUGAUCUCUCCCAGAGAAGAACAAAGACAAGCUUGCAGAAAUGGGCGUCUGAGGUUGCAGCCACUGGAACAUUUUCAGCUCCUCUUCCCUCAGGGGGUCCUGGUGGUCUUCCUGUUCCAUACAUUGUUGUUGGCAACAAAGCAGAUAUAGCUGCAAAAGAAGGAACAAAAGGAAGCAGUGGAAAUCUCGUUGAUGCAGCUCGUCAUUGGGUUGAGAAGCAAGGUUUGCUUCCUUCUUCAAGUGAGGAUCUUCCUCUCUUUGAAAGCUUUCCUGGUAAUGGCGGUCUCAUAGCUGCUGCCAAAGAAACCAGAUACGAUAAGGAAGCUUUGAACAAGUUUUUCCGGAUGUUGAUAAGAAGAAGAUAUUUCUCAGAUGAACUACCAGCAGCUUCACCUUGGUCUCUUUCGCCGGGUCCAACCUCAUCAUCCCAACGGUUAGACGAGAUCACAAGUGAUGACGAUCAGUUUUACAAGCGAACAAGUUUACAUGGAGAUCCUUACAAGUACAACAACACAUUACCGCCACUUCCAGCACAACGCAACCUAACUCCGCCUCCUACACUAUAUCCGCAGCAACCAGUGUCUACUCCUGAUAACUACGCCAUCCCAAGAUUCUCUCUUUCCAGUGUACAAGAAACAACCAACAAUGGCAGUGCAAGAUCUAAGCGAAUGGAUAUAAACGUCUGAAAUCUCAUCACUUGUUUGCUCAUUCUCAUUCCAAGAAAACUUGAUGUUGCCUUUGGAUCUAUUAUUCUUUUAUGAUUUUUCUUUUUAGGCGGUAAAGUGAAUAUGUGUGUAAACCCUCUUUGGUUUGUACAUUGUGGGUUUUUUUUUUUAAUCUUUAUAGUAGAUUCUUUGAAAUCUUGUUCUUUUUUUUUGUUUUUUGUUUUUUUUUUUCUGGUUAUCAUGUAUUAAAAACAGUGAAUACUCACAAAAUCACAAUAAAUUUUUUGUUGAAUUUC